AUGUCGUGGUUCACAUCUCUGUUUUCCUCGUCGCGGACACCCUCCUCUCUGCCGAAUGUGGAGCCGGCGUCUGAGGACAGACCAUUGCUCGAAGAGCCCGUGGUCAACCCAGAACCAGUACUCGAGACACCCAAACCAUCCUCUAUGCAGCAGUUGCAGACCGAACGACCGAAUAGGAGCAAGGUCAUCUUUGGUGCCGGAGUCGCCUUCUUCGCCUUCUCUCUCCUGAUCACGCGCCGGUCUUUCGCACGGAAGCGUCUUGCCUCAAAUCCUGCCUUCUAUGCAAAUGCCCCGGCCCACCAAGCCGAACAGUCAACCAAGGUCAGUGGGGCCAUGGAGGCCAUGGAGGCACUAAACCUGGCGACCAUCAACGUCUUGAGUCUGGCUAUGAUGGCGACAGGCGGCACCAUGUGGUAUCUCAACAUCAAUAGUAUGCAGGAUGCCCGACGAGUGCUGAGAGGUGGACUCGGCGUUGAUGGCACUGGCAAGACGGAAAAGGAUGCCGAGGAAGAGUUUGAAGAGUGGAUGGCCACCGUCCUUGCGCGGAAAGAUGCAAAAGGUACACGACCACAACCACAGACAAACGAAAGAGGACAGGCGAGGUGA
Capronia coronata CBS 617.96 is the source of this 606-nucleotide messenger RNA. RefSeq lists its product as uncharacterized. NCBI's taxonomy places the organism in Eukaryota, Fungi, Ascomycota, Eurotiomycetes, Chaetothyriales, Herpotrichiellaceae. The transcript has a single exon. Bases 1 to 606 code for a protein of 201 amino acids. The record is from RefSeq and is a predicted model, not a curated record. Gene Ontology annotation, cellular component: mitochondrion.